CCUGUCUGCGGGAUCCUGUGUCAUCUCCCGCUACAUGUGUGCAGGAAAAGUCAGUGCUGCUCGCUGUGCCUCUCUGUUUCCCUUUCAUUCUCGCUUGCACUGAAGCAGGGAGCAGGAUUAGCUCGUGGCACUGGCUAUCAGAGGAGCGUAGAUAAAAGGCACAGCUCCUUCAGCGCCACUGCUGCAGCAACCCUUGUAAUCUCCCCCCUUCCCCACAACAGUUGUGCCUCAUUAUCCACUGCCUGGCUUAAUUUUUGUGCCCGGGUGUGUACUGGAAGGGGCUUGAAGUUUCCCCUGCUCCACCACUGUGGCAGAAGAAGGAGAGAUGUUCUAUAGCCUGGCCAUGAGGUCCUGAUUGUUCUGCGUUUAUGAAUGAAACUGACCUCAGUCACCUGUUACCUCCAGUUUCUAGAUUGUUUGAAGUUCUGCGGCUGUACCCUACAGGACCGAGGGCACCGAGACUCCAGUAUACAAGGACCCUACAGUACAGUCUGCAGCAUGAGCUGGCUGAACAGGAUCGCACUGCUUUUCUUGGGAGUAUUACUAGCAGAAAGAGUGAACUGCCAGCAUGUGAAGAAUAACGUGCCAAGACUCAGAUUAUCCUAUAAAGAGAUGUUGGAAACCAACAAUGUAAUCACUUUCAAUGGACUAGCCAAUAGCUCCAAUUACCACACUUUCCUUUUGGAUGAGGAACGGAGUAGACUAUAUGUUGGAGCAAAGGAUCACAUAUUUUCUUUCAACCUGGUUAACAUCAAGGAAUAUCAAAAGAUUUUUUGGCCUGUGUCUCAUACCCGAAGGGAUGAGUGUAAGUGGGCUGGAAAAGAUAUUCUGAAAGAAUGUGCUAAUUUCAUCAAAGUGCUUAAAGCUUACAACCAGACUCACUUGUAUGCCUGCGGAACUGGGGCUUUUCAUCCAGUUUGCACCUAUAUUGAAAUUGGACGACAUCCUGAGGACAUCAUUUUUAAACUGGAGGAUUCACAUUUUGAAAAUGGACGAGGAAAAAGCCCCUAUGACCCCAAAUUGCUGACAGCUUCUCUUUUAAUAGAUGGAGAAUUGUACUCUGGGACAGCAGCAGACUUCAUGGGUAGAGAUUUUGCCAUUUUCCGAACUCUGGGGCACCAUCAUCCAAUCAGGACAGAGCAGCAUGAUUCCCGUUGGCUGAAUGAUCCCAGGUUUGUUAGUGCCCACCUAAUACCGGAGAGUGAUAACCCAGAAGAUGACAAAAUCUAUUUCUUCUUCCGUGAAAAUGCAAUUGAUGGAGAGCACUCUGGAAAAGCCACCCAUGCCAGAAUAGGGCAGAUCUGUAAGAAUGACUUUGGUGGACACAGAAGCCUUGUUAAUAAAUGGACAACUUUCCUUAAAGCACGCCUGAUUUGUUCUGUGCCAGGGCCCAAUGGCAUUGAUACUCAUUUUGAUGAACUACAGGAUGUGUUUCUAAUGAACUCAAAAGACCCUAAAAAUCCAAUAGUCUAUGGAGUGUUUACAACUUCCAGCAACAUCUUCAAGGGGUCAGCAGUGUGUAUGUACAGCAUGACAGAUGUAAGGAGGGUGUUCCUUGGUCCAUAUGCUCAUAGAGAUGGUCCCAACUAUCAAUGGGUGCCUUACCAAGGACGUGUACCAUAUCCACGGCCAGGAACUUGUCCCAGUAAAACAUUUGGAGGCUUUGACUCUACCAAGGACCUUCCUGAUGAAGUCAUCACAUUUGCAAGAAGUCAUCCAGCAAUGUACAACCCUGUAUUUCCUAUCAAUAAUCGUCCAAUCACGAUCAAAACAGAUGUGGAUUAUCAGUUCACACAGAUAGUAGUAGACCGGGUCGAUGCAGAAGAUGGCCAGUAUGAUGUCAUGUUCAUUGGAACAGAUAUUGGGACAGUUCUUAAAGUGGUUUCAAUUCCUAAGGAGACUUGGCAUGAUUUAGAAGAAGUCCUGCUGGAAGAAAUGGCAGUCUUUCGGGAACCUACUGUUAUUUCGGCCAUGAAGAUUUCCACAAAGCAGCAACAACUCUACAUUGGCUCAGCUGCUGGAGUUUCACAGCUUCCUUUGCACCGCUGCGAUGUUUACGGAAAAGCAUGUGCUGAAUGCUGCCUUGCUAGAGACCCUUACUGUGCUUGGGACGGCUCUUCGUGCUCACGUUACUUCCCCACUGCUAAGAGGCGUACUAGACGACAAGAUAUCCGAAAUGGAGAUCCUCUCACUCACUGUUCUGACCUGCAGCAUCAUGAUAACCCAAGUGGGCAGAGCCUGGAAGAAAAGAUUAUCUAUGGAGUAGAGAACAGCAGCACUUUCUUGGAGUGCAGUCCAAAAUCUCAGCGUGCUCGAGUUUACUGGCAAUUCCAGAAGCAAAAUGAGGACCGAAAAGAAGAGAUAAAAGUGGAUGAUCAUUUCAUCAGGACAGAACAAGGCCUUCUGCUACGGACCCUUCAGCGGAAAGACUCCGGCAUUUACUUUUGUCAUGCCGUGGAGCAUGGCUUCUUGCAAACCCUGCUCAAAGUGACUCUGGAAGUAAUUGAUACUGAACACCUGGAAGAGCUGCUUCAUAAAGAAGACGAUGGUGAUGGCUCCAAGGUCAAAGAGAUUUCCAACAGCAUGACCCCUAGUCAGAAAGUCUGGUAUAGAGACUUCAUGCAGUUAAUCAACCACCCCAACCUCAAUACAAUGGAUGAGUUCUGCGAACAGGUUUGGAAAAGGGACCGCAAACAACGUCGGCAAAGACCCGCCAACGCCCAGGUGAAUACUAAUAAGUGGAAGCACCUACAAGAAAAUAAGAAAGGUAGGAAUAGGAGGACCCACGAAUUUGAGAGGGCACCACGGAGUGUCUGAGCUGCAUUACCUCUAGGAACCUCAUCCAAGUAAAAACUUGUAUAGACAGAUAACUGGAAAAAAAAUGCAAUAUACAUGAACUUUUUCAUGGCAUUAUGUGGAUGUUUACAAGGGUGGGAAGUUCAAACAAUUUCCACCAGAUUUAAAUAAAAUCAAUUUCUAACUUUCCUAGCAGACCUUCCCCCACCAAUCCCCAGACAGAGUUUCAAGGAUGAAAACUCACCCUGGACCUAGCUUAUUGCUCAACGAGUUCUGCAAAGAAUUCAUCAGAAAGGUUUUGCUUUCUCCUUUGCUCAAGAUAGAAAAGUGUCAUAUUUCAUGCUGCCAUUUAAAAAGAAAAUAAAAGAAAACCCACCUUUCAUCAGCUGCGCUACCUUUCCUGAACUUAACUGAAAAAACUGCAUGGACUAGCUAAGCUGAUCACCAUCCCAACAUUUAGAUGGAUGCAAGGCUUUUUUUUAUUUUAUGGCCUACCAGGUCUCUUGCUUAUAUGUACUGGAAAGGUAAAAACAAUACUGAAUGAGAUGGUCUGUGGAAAUCUGAACAGCACGAACCAGCCAGCAUCCAGAGGGAAAAAAAGAAAAAAAAGAGUGGAGUACACUGGCCUACUACUGAUGACUUCUUUCAUCUUUGAUUUAAAGAUGUAUUUUAUUAAAACUAUAAUUUAAAUGUACCAUGACGAAUAUGCAGUAAACGUUAGCUCUUUUCUAAAAUAGAAUAGGCUUUUUGUCUUAGAAAUAUUGUACUUUCUAAUUAUUGGUUUAAAGGGAAGAAAAACCAACAGCCAAUGACAAGCUGCUUUAUUCUCUUGUUUGGAAAUUCUUUCACGGCAGUAACACUGCAGCUAACCCUCUUGCCUCUCCCCUGACAUUCUUUUUGACAAGUAACUUCUAUGCUAUUUAACAUGAAAGUCUCUGUAUAGCAUGGAAGUUUUUGGAUUCUCUCUCCCCAAAAAUAUAGUACACCGGACCCACACUAGAAUGCGGGAUUUGGGAUCCAUGCAUGGUACCGCAUUAAUGCAGGGACAGCGUUAUAGAGGGGACUAUGUUAACAUUAAUUGCAAUUAAAGUAAUUAAAUUUGGGAUCCAUGGCUGCAACCAUGUUAUAUGCAAAUUCGCGCUAUAUAGACACAUGUUCUAGUGAGGUCCGUGUACAUGAAAAAAUUCGGCUUGAAUAAUAUCUUGAUACGAAUAGAUUGAACCAAUGAAGAGAAAAUCAUCUAAAUACUGUAGCUCAUACACGGCCAUUAAUCCAUGAGCAAAACUCCUGUUCAGUUCAGAAGGACCUUUACUCACAACUAAGUGGUAGGAUAUUGUCCAAAACUGAUUCUUAGGCCCUCUCUGCAUGGGGCCCUAGGGGUCCAUUUCACCUGUGGGUUGAGUCCCCUGCUGUUGUAAAUUGGCAUAUUGAAGUAUAUGAGGUUACAGCAGUGGAGAAUUUGGACCAGUAUCUAUUCAAUGGGGCUGCAGGAUAAAGUCAGAUACAGUGUAAUUGUACUAUAAGUAUCUCCAUUUUAAGGAUCUAUGAAUAAUGGUUUUGGUUCACCUCAGUAUAGAUAUGUCCCAGUUUUGUUGAAGUCCAUUAUCAGCUGUCCUCUCUCUCUUAUUUCACCCCACUAUGGUCUGUAAACUCCUCAUGGCAUAUAGAAUCAUAGAAUAUUAUGGUUGGAGGGGACCACAGGAGGUCAUCUAGUCCAACCCCCUGCUCAAAGCAGGACCAAUCCCCAGACAGAUUUUUGCCCCUGAUCCCUAAAUGGCCCCCUCAAGGAUUAAACUGCACAACCCUGGAUUUAGCAAGCCAAUCCUCAAACCACUGAGCUAUCCCUCCCCUCCCCAUAACUUUGAUUCAUGUCGGUGAGGAGAUUACUAGAGGCCAUGUGAUAUCCUUGGUUUGCUAUAAGAGCUUUAUAAAAGAGUUCCCCUUAUUCUGAGGUUAAUAACCAGCCUCUUUUACUGUUACUCACUGCUGCAUUUAUGAUUCACAAUAUUAUCUGCAUUCACGCAUACAGUGCAACACAACCUGCUGUGGCACAGCCUCUCUCACAGUGUGAUCCAAGUCUCUUUACCACUCAGUAAAAAACAAAACAAAAAAACGUAAUUCUUCUUCCUAAUUAGUGAAGUAUAGUUUCUAACAUGUAUAGCAAUGAGGUUUUCAUUAAGGGCCAGAUCCUAAAAGCCUUCUGUGUGGAACUUGAAUCAGUUUCAGAGACGUUGUGAACAUGGAGGGCUCAUUGGAGCUAAAUGUACUAAAGCAUCCAAAUUUGCUACUAUUUAACUAUUUAAAUCCCAGAUUCAGCAAAGAACUGAUGUGUUAAACUUGAAAGUAUGCACUUAAAUCCUUCUCUUUUAAGCAUAGCACUGAAGUAUAUGCUUAACUUGACUUCUAUGGGACUUAAGCAUGCUUAAAAUUAAGCAACAUGUGCAAAUGCUGUGCUGAAUAUGAUGAACUUAAGCAGGUGUUUAAGCAUGUACUUACAAGCUCUCUUGUAUCAGGACCCUACAUGAGCAUUAAUUUCUCAGCUAAGUGUUUGAAAUUCAUCACAGCCUACCAGCUGAAGUAUUUUGUUGUACUUAUAGAUCAUUGUUCAGCCUAUUAAGGCUACUUUGUAUCACCAAGUCAUUAAAAUUAUUUUAAACAUUUUCCCCUUUAGCAAAGAGGACUUCCAAAGGAGGAAAAAACUCUGACUUAAAUAGGCCCCAAAUUAUCCAAUCUGCUGCUUUGUAUGUUUAAUGGUUACUGUCACUUAUUAUUUUCCCCUCAACUGUGUUCCCUUUUAUAGCAGCCUAUUGAAAAGAAGAUUCAUUAGAGACUACAUUUGAAAACUGGCAUUCCUUCACAGAAAAAAAAAUCUCUGUAAAACAUCAUUCAUUCUGUAAGAGCAAAAUUACAGCAGCCAUGCGGUUUUGCCAUAUGAUAAAUGUUUUACUAUACAAAUAAAAGGGUCAGCCCCUGCAGAUUUCAGCUUACACAUACACUCCUGACAUAAUCAGUCCGCUUAAGUCUGUGCAUCUACUCGCAUAAGGAAAGGCUGAAACGAUCAGACCCAAAGAUGAAACAGUUGAUUUUCAGUUGAUGUUAACCAGAGUGCCCACAAACAGGAAUUUGUCUGAGUUACAACAGCAUCUGAUACUAUUUGAAAUUAACUGAUUUCAAAGACCAUAGGCUGUGACAAAUUUGUGCUUAGAAGGAUGACCUACAAUUUCGGUAUAGCUCACACAUCCUGUUUAUAUUUUUUCUUAAUAUGUCACAAUGUUGCAAAUAAAAGGAAACCAUCACUUCAAAUCACCAACAAAAACAUCUCUAAACCUCCAGUUCAAAGCUUUAGGUGAACCAAGUAGAAGGUUAUAUUUAAGGUGGAGAGAAAUAAAGGAUUUUGUUUAUAACCAGGAAACACCACUGAAAUAUGUUUAAAAAUAGAAAUUUGCAAGAUUUUUUUUUUUGAAUAUCAUCUUACUAAACUACCCUUGGCAUUUGCAUGGACUGCUGCAGAUGGGAGUUCAAUAGCCCAUAAUGACUGUAUGGUUAGGUUAAACUACAGUAUCAAGCUAAGAAACUGCAUAUUUGCAGAACAGAGUUAACCUUUGAUGGCCCAAAUGAAGUCACUAUGUAAAAAAAAAUUAAAAUGCAUGUGAAUGCGCAUUUAUGGAUCCUUUUAUAUGUAUUAUUUAGUGAAUAUCAAUGGUAUGUGUUUAAUAGUUCAGUUUUUGCUUCCUACACAUUAGCCAAGAGAGAUGUAAAUAUUUUUGACUAGGGUAAGGAGGUACAGUAUAAAGUACUGCUAUCUAGAGGUACUCCAUUUCAAUAUGUUCAACACAAGACUAAAAUGCAAGGUUUUGUCACACAGUUUAUAGGGUGGUUUAUUUGCUAUUUCGGUGCCAAAGUUAUGUGCCACUUCGUAAGCACAUUCCUCACUGGGUAGUAAAUAAUUCUACUUCCGUAUUUAUCACUGCAAUUCAGACGGGAACUAGAAAACUGGAGAGAAAAAUGUAAUGAAAC
Messenger RNA from Gopherus flavomarginatus (Mexican gopher tortoise), 6813 nucleotides. RefSeq names its product semaphorin 3A (gene SEMA3A). The record is from RefSeq and is a predicted model, not a curated record. Gene Ontology annotation, biological process: neural crest cell migration; negative regulation of axon extension involved in axon guidance; semaphorin-plexin signaling pathway. Bases 373 to 2817 code for a protein of 814 amino acids. The transcript is spliced from 17 exons. Gene Ontology annotation, molecular function: semaphorin receptor binding; neuropilin binding; chemorepellent activity. Lineage: Eukaryota; Metazoa; Chordata; Testudines; Testudinidae.